AGGCAGCAUCUCAUGGAGGUCUUCGAUGUUCCAGAAGGGGAGUGCAACCACACAGACUCCUGGGAGUGGGUCUACACCAUGCAGCCGGCCUACAUGUCUUUGAUCUGUGUUCUCGGUGUGAGCGGCAACAUUUUCGUCCUGCUGGUCUUUUGCCUCCAGCGGAGGUCCAGCACUGUGGCUGACAUAUACCUGGGAAACCUGGCUGCCGCAGACCUCUUCAUGGUGGCUUGCCUGCCUUUCUGGGUGGCCACUGUUGUCAGGCGCUUCAACUGGGCCUUUGGGGAGCCACUCUGCCAGCUGGUCAACCUGAUCAUCGGGAUGAACUACUACUGCAGUGUGCUGUUCCUCACCCUGGUCAGUGUGGACCGGUACUUGGCGCUGGCCCGACCGUUGGGACAGUGUUGUCUCAGAAAUCCGGGUGGGGCCAGGGCUGUGUGCCUGGGAGUGUGGGUGGUGGGAGCUCUGCUGAGCCUCCCUGCCCUGCUUUUUCGCUCAGUCCGAUUCUUCCCUGACCUGGGCGUGGAGGGGUGUUACAUGGCGUACCCCCACAACGGCUGGAGGCUGCGCUACAACUUGACGGUCAACCUGCUGGGGUUCCUCCUCCCCGUCCCUGUGGUUUCCUUUUGCAGCUUCCACAUCCUGAAGGUCCUUCAGAACAGCCAGGAGAUGAGGAGAGCCAGCAGGCCGAGGGGGCGGGAAAAGAGGUGGGCCGAGAGGAAGGCGGCCCACCUGGUUCUCAUUGUGCUUGGGGUCUUUGUCCUCUGCUGGCUACCUUACCAGGUGGUCAUCUUGUUGGACACCCUGCACUACUACAAGUUCAUCUCUGGCUGUGGGUGGACCCAUGUGCUAGACAUCAGCACCCAGCUGUCUACUUACCUCGGAUACAGCAACAGCUCUCUGAACCCUUUCCUCUAUGUGAUCGUUGGGAAACACUUCAGGCAGAAUGCGAAGGCAGUGUUUAAACAGAUGCUGUGUGGUGGGACAUGGAGGAGGUCCAGCCACAAGGCAAAUGUCAACUCAACCACUAGAUACACAGAUUCCACCAAGGUAUGAUAUCAGAAAUGGCUGUGUGGUUAGGUAUUCUGGGAUCCCAUAUUACUGCGACGGCUCCAUUAUUUGAUAAGGCUAUUUGUACGUGGCUUUUGCUUAAUAAAACCAUGUGAACGAUUGUUUUGCUUUGAAAUCUAUGUGCAUCAUUAUUGAAUGAUAUUUGUUUUUCGUUUAAUUCAACCUCAAUAAAUCAUAACUUGCUUCUGACCUUUAAAACAUGCUUGUAUGUAAGCUCUUACCUUUACCAUUAUGAUGUACUGUUAUUUGUGUGCAGAUAUCCUCUAUUUGGCCCAACCUAUGACAUAAAUAAAAUAACUUAUCUUGUAUAUUCA
This is a messenger RNA of Osmerus eperlanus (European smelt), 1382 nucleotides long. Its product is annotated as B2 bradykinin receptor-like. The record is from RefSeq and is a predicted model, not a curated record. Bases 13 to 1053 code for a protein of 346 amino acids. The transcript has a single exon. Gene Ontology annotation, biological process: G protein-coupled receptor signaling pathway; smooth muscle contraction; vasoconstriction. Gene Ontology annotation, molecular function: C-C chemokine binding; bradykinin receptor activity; C-C chemokine receptor activity. NCBI's taxonomy places the organism in Eukaryota, Metazoa, Chordata, Actinopteri, Osmeriformes, Osmeridae. Gene Ontology annotation, cellular component: membrane; external side of plasma membrane.